CUCACCAGUGACAAAGUACUGACUGUUCAUCCUGAGGAGGAAUUGGGUGAAAGGUGCUAAACAUGAGGACGUCUCUCCGCCACCUCCUGACAGAGGACACACGAUGUUACCUCUUGUUGUGUUCUUGCUUUGUACAGCUGUCUCAGCUUCUGCCAAAGGUGGUGCUGCAGGACCCCGGCUCAACAACAACCAGCUGUACAAAUUCAGCUACACCACAGAGGUGCUGGUGGACAAGGCCCGGGGGUCGAGAGAGGGCAGCACCGGAUACAGGAUUUCAAGUGAUGUGGACGCCAACCUGGUGUGGAGGGAUCCGAGCAACAAGGACGACCAGCUGAUCCAACUGACGAUCUCAAAUGUGAGGCUGGAGCCUGCGUCCCAUCGAUCUGCGAAGAAGAGCGUCCUCCAUGGAUCAACAGUCGAAGGCGUUAUGGGGAAAACUAAACUGGCAGCUCUGACAAAACCUUUCAUGUUGCAUCUUAGGAAUGGAAAGGCUAAAGCAUUUUAUUCCUACUGGGCUGAGCCUGUCACCAUCAAAAACCUGAAGAGAGGGCUGGCCAGCUUACUGCAACUACAGCUCAGUACUGGGAAGGUCAUCGAGAACGAUGUGUCUGGACGGUGCAUAGUCGCGUACAAGGCAGCUCAAGGUCAAGUGACGAGAACCAAGAACCUGGAGACGUGUAAGACGGCCGAGACUGGAUUCACCACACACAGUCAGGUCUUGGGUGUGAACAGGAAGUCCAGUUCUGUCACAGUGUUCACUCUUGAGGAUGGUUUCAUCCGCUCUGCCGCGGCUGAAGAAAUCCACUUCCUGGGCGUUAACGUUCGCAGAGCUGUGGCAGCUAGAGUCGUGUCCAGGCAAAGCCUCACACUGACAGGCACGGGGGCUGGACCUCUGGAAGCUGCUGGGAAAGACGCCGCCGGGGUCGUCAAGUCAAUCGAUGACAAACUGGCAGCUGUUGGUAUCGUGGCUGAGAAGUUCAAAGCCCAGUGCAAGGGUUGUCCAUCACUUUUUGAACAUUGGCAGACUGAACAGAAGCAGCUGGAGCCAGCGAGCCUGUCCAAAUCCAUGGCUCCACGCAGCUUCCUGGCCCUCAUCCAGAGCAUUCGGAAGGCGUCCAAGGACGAGAUCCUCAAAGUCCUGAAGAGUGCCAGCAAGACAUCUCUACCUCAGGUGGUGGAUGCUGUGACCUCCUCCCAAACUGCUGCGUCUCUGGAUGCCAUGCUUCAAUUCCUCAACUUCACCGACUCCAAAGGUUUGGUCCUGCAGGAGAGAUUUCUCUACGCAUGCGGCUUCGCUUCACAUCCCAAUGAGAGGAUGCUCCAGUCUCUGCUGGACAUUUCUAAAGGAAAGAUCGGCAGCCCUGACAUUAAAGAGUCGGUGGUGAUCAUUAUGGGAGCCCUGAUCCACAAACUGUGUAAGAAAGGAGAGUGCAACCUACCGGCCGUGGUGCAGGUGAAGAGGCUGAUUUUGGACGGCCCUGACAGCACAAAGGUGGCAUCCGAGGUGCAGAUGUACCUGCUGGCUCUGAAAAACUCUCUGCUCCCCGAGGCCAUUCCCAUCUUCACCAAAUAUGCAGAGUCAGAGGUGGGAGCCUACAGCACCAUCGCCCUCACCUCCCUGCAGAGAUACGACAUCGAGCUCAUGACCGAUGAGGUGAAACGGACAGUGAACAGGGUUUACCACCAGAAUCGACGCAUCUACGAGAAGAACGUGCGAGCUGCUGCUGCGGACGUCAUCCUCAGUAGCAACCCGUCCUACACCGAGGUCAAGAACCUGCUCCUGUCCAUCGGAAACCUGCCUCAUGAAAUGAACAAGUACAUGUUGUCUAAGAUCCAGGACAUUCUCCGCUUCCAGAUGCCUGCCAGCAAAAUCAUACGCCAAGCUAUGAAGGACAUGAAUUCCCAUAACUACAACCGGUUUGCUAAAGUUGGGUCAUCAUCUUCCUACUCAGGAUUCAUGACUCAAUCUGCUGACGUGACGUCCACAUACAGUUUGGACAUCCUGUAUUCAGGCUCUGGGAUCCUGAGGAGAAGCAACAUGAAUAUUUAUGGUGCUAGUAAAGGAGCAAUGCUACAUGGACUGCAGGUGGCAAUUGAGGCGCAGGGUCUGGAGUCGCUGAUCGCUGCCACACCCGACGAGGGAGAGGAAAACCUGGAGUCGUUUGCCGGAAUGUCGGCGCUGCUGUUCGAUGUCCAGCUGAGGCCCGUCACAUUCUUCAAGGGCUACAGUGACCUCAUGUCCAAAAUGUUCUCCAUGACCGGGGAUCCCAUGAACGUAGUGAAGGGUCUCAUCCUGCUGACUGACCACUCUGAGGUCAUCCAGCUGCAGUCUGGUCUGAAGGCCAAUGCAGAGUUUCAAGGAGGGUUAGCGAUCGAUAUCUCUGGAGGCAUGGAGAUCAGUCUGUGGUACAGAGAGUCCAAGACCAGCGUCAACAACAGAGGAGCGCUCGUGGUCACUGGUAAUGUUACAGUGGACAUGGACUUCAUGAGAGCAGGUGUGGAGGUCAGCUUUGAAACAGAGGCCUCGCUGGAUUUCAUCACCACUGUCCAGUUCUCUGAAUAUCCCUUCUUGGUGUGCAUGCAGAUGGACAAAACUACCUUCCCCUACAGUGAACACCUGACCAGAUAUGAAAGCCUGUCAUCAGGUAAGAACGUGAUGACGCGCAAGAGCAAGAAGCAGCUGCUCCCCGGCUCUGAAUUCCCUCUUCACCAGGAGAACUCGAACAUGUGCAAGAAGAUUUUUGACUCCAGCUGGUAGAGACAGCACGCGCUGUGUCCAGGAGCUAAUGUUCACUCAGAGAGGAUUCAUUGCAUUCAGACAGCAUAGCACACCUCAGCCUCCAGCAGUGAAUGACUGCAAGAGGGGAAAUUGGUGAAUGUUUUUUGUAACAACACAUGCUGUGUUUACAUUCCUGUGAGUAUUUAAGUGAUUUUAAUUUGACCUUUUGUUUGAAAUCGGGAAUUCUUGCAUUGUCUUUAUAUGGAUUUCUUUGAAAAUGUAUUUAUGACAGGCACAUACUGAAUGUUUUACUUGAUGUGUAAUACUCAGCACGAAUGGUACCAAUGUAAUUUUUCCCCAGCACAGCUACAGUGAAGAUGUAGAGUGCAUGUAAAUAUCACACUGGAGAUAAUGAAUUAACUUCCCCAUGAACAGAAAUUCUCUUUUUAGUUAACAUUCCUUUGUUUUUUAAUUAAAUGUAUUUAAUGUGGAGGAGCAGUUCAGUGUUUUAUUUAUGCAUUCAUCAUCUAUCUAUUCAUCCAUCCAUCUGUCCAUCUAUCCAUCCAUCCAUCCAUCCAUCCUUCCUUCCUUCCCCUUUUGUUGGCAGAUGAAAAUUAUAUCUAUAAAACAAUGAAUCCAUCAACACUUGAAACUAUUUUUUGUACAUUGCUGCACCAGCUGAACUUGUGUUUCCAUAUUUAGGGAUCCGUUUGUUUGAUUUGUAAUCGACUGACAAUAAACAUGAACUGGAAACACUUGGAAAUA
Messenger RNA from Hippoglossus stenolepis (Pacific halibut), 3484 nucleotides. It is a transcript of the gene mttp, whose product is annotated as microsomal triglyceride transfer protein. Gene Ontology annotation, biological process: cholesterol homeostasis; lipoprotein metabolic process; lipid transport. The transcript has 19 exons. The record is from RefSeq and is a predicted model, not a curated record. Bases 104 to 2758 code for a protein of 884 amino acids. Gene Ontology annotation, cellular component: endoplasmic reticulum; basolateral plasma membrane; Golgi apparatus. Gene Ontology annotation, molecular function: lipid binding. NCBI's taxonomy places the organism in Eukaryota, Metazoa, Chordata, Actinopteri, Pleuronectiformes, Pleuronectidae.